Messenger RNA from Alligator mississippiensis (American alligator), 9010 nucleotides. RefSeq names its product shisa family member 6 (gene SHISA6). Gene Ontology annotation, cellular component: AMPA glutamate receptor complex; postsynaptic density; dendritic spine membrane. Gene Ontology annotation, biological process: regulation of short-term neuronal synaptic plasticity; regulation of AMPA receptor activity. The record is from RefSeq and is a predicted model, not a curated record. The transcript has 6 exons. The coding region runs from base 809 to 2425 and encodes 538 amino acids. Lineage: Eukaryota; Metazoa; Chordata; Crocodylia; Alligatoridae.
CCGACAAGGUCCUGCUCGCCUGGGAGCGCACCGCUGUCUCCGCACGCAGCGGCUCCCCUCCGCCGGGAUCCGUCCCACGCCCCGCAGGGGCCCCAACUCGCAGGAGCAAAGACAGGGGGCUCCGGCCCGCCGCUGCGCUGCGCUGCGCUGCGCUGCGCCGCCCGCAUGAAGCCCCGGCACCGAGGAGGGGCUGCAGGAGCAAGCGAGCGAGCAAGCAAGCAAGCAGCCAGCCCUGCCGGUGAGCCGCACCUGAGCCGGCGCGUUGCUGGAGUAGCGCCCCGCGUGCCGUGCCGUGCCGUGCUGUGCCGUGACGCCGGUGCCGGAGUGAUGUAAGGAGCGGGCCGGGGCCGGUGGGCGGGUCGAACCCGGAGCUCGCUUCUGCCGCGCUCCCUCCCGCGCUUCCUCGGCGCCGGCUCCCGGCCACCUCCAUCCGCUCCCGCUGCCGCUCCAGUCCGCGCCAGCGCCGACCCCUCCAGCGCCUCUGCAGUCGCGCUCCGGCAUGCCCGUCGCCGGCGGGGGCCUGGUCGGGACAAGGCGCGUGAGGCUCGAGCAGAUCUCCGCCCAGCAGCGGGGCACAGCGCCGGGCAGCGUCUCUCGCUUCCUGCCGGCAUGAAGGGGCUUCUCCGAAGCGCGGCGGCGGAGCCCGGGGUCUGCCAGUGAAGAGCCCAGCCCGGGCAGCGGGACCGGCUGCGCCCUUGGGUCGGGAGAUGCCCACGCAGCGGCGGCGCCGCGGCCCCUGAGCGCGCCCAGCAGCGUCUGCCCCUCGCCGCGCGCGGACCGUGCCCUCGCCGCGCUCUCCGUCCCCGCCAUGGGCCCGCGGCACCUGCUGCAGCUGCUGCUGCUGCUGCUGGCCCUGCUGCUGGCCACGCAGGCGGCGGGACCCCCCCGGGCCAAAGGCAACCGGACCCAGGGGGCGGCAGCGCCCCGGAGGACUCCCAAGCCGGUCAAGGACCUCAACCACACUCUGGCCGGGCAGGGAGCCGCGGCGCCUACGACAGGGGCUGGCGACGGGCGAGCCAGGGGCCCAGGGAGCGGCGGCCCGAGGGCGCCUGCGGGAGGCGGCGGCGGCGGCUCCAGCCCGGCCCACGAGACCUGCUGGGGUUACUACGACGUGAGCGGCCAGUGGGACAAGGAGUUCGAGUGCAACAACAGCCAGAGCGGCUUCCGCUACUGCUGCGGCACCUGCCACUACCGCUUCUGCUGCAACAAGCGCACCGAGAAACUCAACCAGAGCCAGUGCCGCAACUACCAGACCCCCGACUGGGCUCCCACGACCACCUCCCGUGGCCUGCCAUUCCCCGAGGGCGGCCCCGAGGACCCAAACUACAAGUACGACCCGGAUAAGGACAGCACCAAUGCCACUGUGUACAUUUCAUGCGGGGCCAUCGCCUUCGUGCUCAUCGUCGGUGUCUUUGCCAAAGUGGCCUAUGACAAGGCACAUCGCCCACCCCGGGAGAUGAACAUACACAGGGCUCUAGCUGACAUCUUAAGGCAGCAGGGACCAAUCCCAAUAGCACACUGUGAAAGAGAAACUAUCUCAGCUAUAGAUACCUCCCCCAAAGAAAACACACCCGUCAGAACAUCCUCCAAAAACCACUACACACCAGUACGCACCUCCAAAAGCAAUCCAGGGCACUAUGGGAAGGAUAUUUAUCGAAGUGGAGGGCCAGACCUCCAUAAUUUCAUCUCCUCUGGAUUUGUCACAUUAGGAAGAGGACACACGAAGGAAAAACCACGCAUGAACAAUAUUCUUACUUCUGCUACGGAGCCGUACGAUCUCUCCUUUUCCAGGUCCUUCCAGAACCUCUCACACCUCCCACCAUCCUAUGAGGCUGCAGUCAAGACUAAUCCAAGUAAAUAUUCUUCUCUGAAGAGAUUAACAGACAAAGAAGCUGAUGAAUAUUACAUGAGAAGAAGGCACCUUCCAGAUCUGGCAGCACGAGGGACCCUCCCUCUCAAUGUCAUCAAAAUGACUCAGACCAACCACAGAGACAGGCCCCGCCGGCCCCUGCGGGCUAUGUCCCAGGACCGGGUGCUAUCCCCUGAGAGGAUCAUGCCUGAGGAGUUCAGCAUGUCCUAUGAACGAAUUCUCUCUGAUGAACAGCUUUUGUCGGCAGAGCGUCUCCAUUCCCAAGACCCCUUGCUCUCCCCAGAGCACUCGGCUUUCGCAGACCAGUCUAUGUCACGGGCAUUGUCUCAUACAGACGUCUUUUUUUCAACACCUGUCUUAGAUCGCUACAGGAUGACAAAGAUGCACUCCCAUCCUAGUGCCUCAAAUAACUUAUACAAUACCUUAAGUAUGAACCAAACUUCUGCUAAGCGCCAAGCAUUUGCCUCCCGACGGCACAACACGGUGGAACAACUUCACUUUAUCCCAGGAUACCACCAUUAUCCCACAGCAAGCAAAACAGAGGUGACUGUUUGAUAUGACCUUGUGCAUUGUAGAUAAACAGUAAGGACUGGGAUGGCCCCAGCACCCCACACUGCAGUGGCCUUGUUGGCCAAGAUAACCUCUAACUCAGCAUCUGAAAAGAUUUUUCCAACAGUCACACCUGCAUUGUUUUUAAAACCAUCCAAAAGUUGUUGACAUGAGAAGAAAAUUCAAGAUAUAGUGAAGGGAUAGUGGAAAAAUUUCCUGACAUGUAUCAGCUUCUAUUUAAGAAAGCCAUAGCAGUAGUUGGCACCUUCCAAGGGCUUAUCUGCACAAACUCAUUAUUUUUAUGAAUUUAAGACUAAUGUUUUUUGCAACAAGCAGACUCUCUUUCACAGAGCCCAUGAUAGGAAGGAGGAAAUGAAGCAUGGCAGAAGGAAAUAGCAGGGUGGGGCCCUGUUGCCAUCUCUCACUUCAGCCCUUGGGGCUGCUGUGGAACCUUUCAGUGACUGGAGGACAUUGCCCUUGGCUGCUAAAUGUCACAGCCAGGCAGAAAGAUGUUAGUGAGUUGCCAAGUAGCUGUUCUUCCUGAACCUUUGAGUGACUUCAAAGGCAAACUUUACUAGGAAUUAUAACAUGUAGUGACAUGAUUAGUUUGGCUAAAGUUCUGUUUAUAUUAAAUAUACUCAUUAAACAGAAAUAUACUAGUGCCUACAAAUCAUCUGCUCUAUUAGUGUAGGAAAUAGUAGGAUUGAUGUGUCAAUAAGCACAAUUAUGCUGAAAUGUUUCUUAGGCCUUUUCAGCACUCAUCACAAUUUUGCCAUGUCUCCCUCCUGUAAAUACAAAGGAGGGAUAGGAUUUCCAUUCCUUCAGCUUUUCAACAAUGCAAUGCCUAAGACACAAGUACUUACUUACUCUUAUACACUAAGGUUAAAAUUCUAGUUCUACUGAAAUGGCAAAAUUCCUAUUGACUUCAGGAAGCUAGAAUUUAUCCCUAAAUGUUUUUAUUUCUAUUAGUACUUAACUUCAAUCAACUUUCUCAGAAUUCUGUUUUUAAGUCUAAAUCAGGGGUGGCCAGAGUUACUUACCCUGGGAGCCACAUCUGAUCCUCCACUGAAGACAGAGGGGGAUGCUGAUUGACCAAGAGUGGAGGUAACCACCCUCCCCCCGCACUGCCAAGCCGCUCCAGCUUUCCCCGUGCGGAGCAUGCCCCAGGGUAAGCAGCAUGGUUGCAGCCUCCACCCCUGGCAGCCUGGUGCUGGGCUGUGCUGUCCCCUGGAGCCACCUCUAGAAAAGUGGGCAGGGCUUUGGCCAGUUUCCAGAGAGCCACAGCUUGCCCACUGUUGAUCUAAAUGUUCCUUUCAGUUACAAUCAUGAACUCAAUAUUCGACUACUCUUCUGCUAAAACUGCCUGGACAAAAGUGCAACACUGUCUACAGAAAACCAGAUGGGCAUUUUUCUAUCACUGAAUCAAUAAUAAUGGCCUAAAAAACCUUUCUUAAUGCAGGUUCAUUGAGCCCUAAUCCUAACUGAGCAAACAAUAACAUUUCAUGCACAUGAAUUAUAUAUCUAACAUAAAUAUCCUAAACGGGCAUGUGGUAAAUCUGAUAUAUAAUGAUAAUAAGAUACUGAAUGUCUGUACAUAGACUCAAAGGCCCUUCAUUUGUGAGUUUAUUUUUUGAGUUCAUAUUUAAAUUUUGCAGAACUAUCGAACUAGAAUAUACCUCUGUUUGUGGGAAGGAUAUCAUAGUAUUACAGGCCAGUUUAUCAUCCCACACCAAGCGACUGCACCCAUGGUAGCAUCAAUCUCUCUUCAGCAUUUCCACAGUAAUACCACAUGUUCAGAUUCGCAUCCCAUGAGCAAGUUGAUUUUAUAACUGGGAAAGAUGGAUCACCCAGCAGGAAAAGAUCAUGAAUAAUUAUAUAAUUACAUACCCUAAUACUUUCUCAUUUAACUAGCAGUCUUUCUUUACUCCUUCCCUACACUCAACUUCAGUCCUACCCACCAGUCUCUGGAGCUAACCUACCAUUGCCUUUCCUCUACAUUCCUCUUAGGGCCUUGUUACACGUUAAUUCUACUCAGCUCCAGGAGUUCUUAACCCCUGGACUGUCCAAACAUUAACAUUUGAAACUAGUUUUAAGAACCCAUUAGGCAGCUUAAAGUUAUUCCACUCCAGACUAGGUUUAUCUCUGAUCUGUGCUAUGCACCUCAUGUUACACUAAGGUGUACCCACUCUAGGCUUCACCUUAGUGUAAACACCUCCCCACCCCCCACCCCUACUGGCCCAGAUUGGGCCCACUCCCUCCCCGCAGCACCCUGGAUCCCCACUCACUGCCCUGCGCCCUAUCCCUGCUUAUUUGUUGCUGCCCCCACUGUCUGUCCCAGAGGAGCAGGCAGGGAAAAGUUAACUUACCUGCCCAGCCACCAUUGCCCCUGCUACUUUCUGGGACUGGCUCAUCCCUGAGAAGAACAGCAGCCCUUCAGUGGCAGUGGUGGUCAGGCAGACAGGUUAACCUUUCCCUGCCUGCUCCCCUGGGAUAGACUGGGAAGCCACAAGUAAGUAAAGGGGCGAGGGGACUUAGGGGGUGGGAAGAGCCUUGAAGGGUAGAGGGAAGGCCCACAGGUGGAGGGGGGCGUGGAUCUGGGGUAGCCCUGGGAGGCAGAGGGGUAGCCUGGAAUGGGAUGGGAGAGGAAUUUCUUAACUUUCAGUCUUCCAGGCUCCUGUUGGCCUGAAUGUGUGACUGCUCCAAACUUGAGCUAGCAUUAACACCAAUCAAUAUUUAAGGAGAUCACAGUGUAAUGUAUAACUAGGCCCUUAAUUAGACCCCCUGCUCUGGGUCUGGACAGAGAUCACAGUUAUAGCUAUAUAAGCUUUUCUGAUAUCAUUGUUACAUCUGCAUCCUCCCAUAGCAGCAAAAGUGGAGCAUACCCUUUAAUUCUGUUUCAUUCAGGGUUAAAUAAUACAACAGUUUAGCUCACUCAAAUUCCUAGAGGAGCUUCCAGACGUAACAGCUGAAUAAGAACAACUGAAAUGUGUUCCUAGGUGACAAAUCAUCCUUGCCUUCUAUAAGAAUUGAAAAUUACAUUUCUUAACAGUCUCAGCCUAUACACUCCUUAACCGAUGCCUCCCCUCAGUCUCCUUGUCCUGCCUCUCCCCCUCUCUCAUUCCUAUUUGUUCAGCUUUGGUUUGCCACCCCCAAACAAAAGGCGUAGGAUGCAAGCUGAUUCUAGUCUCUAUGCCUCUGCUCUUCCAUGCACAGGUUUGCUAUGAGGCAUCCAGGUUACAAUGUUGGAAGGCUGACUGUGGAAAUGUAAUCUCCUUAGGAGGGCUUUUAAAGCUAGUUCCCAUUUGGCACUUGUGCUGCAGUGCUCAAAGGUAAUAAAAGGCCAUUACAUUUCCCACUGCUUUCUGGAGUGUAUUUACCUCAAUCCCUAGCUCAGUGGGUUUAGUUAUACCCAAAAUGAAAGAGACAAUGAUAAGAAUGUAUUCCAGCGCUGACAAAUAUUUUUUUGUUUCAUGGAUCUAAGGAGGGUUUCUCUGGUCUAUAUGCUCUUCCUUAUUUCAUGCUUUGAGAGACAAAAACCUCCUUGGGAUGAGGUUAUAAACUCCAAGUAAAUCAUCCUGUUUUGACAAGGGAAGGAGAAAAAAGGAAGGCUUCCUUCAAGCGUAUCACACAAGAUCUCCUGACUUCUCUUUUCUACCUUCCCAAGGCCACCUCUUACCACCUCAGCCCAGUUAUUCCAAGCCAAACCCAUGCCAAAGGUUCACCAUCAGCAAAUUGCCAGCAGUCCAAGAGCCAUGGUUAAUUUGAACAGACUGGAGCUACUUGCAGCUUCCACAACCUCUAGGGAAAGUGUAGACACUGACAUUAUUUUCUCAAGUACCUGUGUAGAUUCUGUGUUGUGUUCUGAGCCAUUUGAUUUCAGAGCCUUCCUUUGUUUGCAAAACAUGACGGACCCUUUCUUACCCAUCCUAAACAUACAUUGAUAAUAAACCUCCAAAGACAGCAUGUCCCGCUCUUUUCCCUCUCUCCCAUACACAUACUUUUUGAUCUCAUGCAGCUGUAUUAAGAUUUGUUCCACAGAAACUAGCAGUAUGAAACUUCUUCAGGGAUUCCAAUACUAUGAUGACAGACCACAGAAGUUCCUCUUGAGACUGCUUCAUGCGUUGAAAGCCUCCCUUUACUUCCAGAAACUACGCAUGUCUGUGACUUGCCUGGUAUAAUGUGUUAAAUUGGUAAUUAUCACAAAGUUUCAGUACAAGCAGUUGUGUUAGAUUAAGCUUCUUUUCAUCUGAAAGGCUUUCAUUGAAAGGACUCAGGUCUGUGAUUGGGAGUCCUGGCUCUGGAUAGCUAUUGUUAUUGGUUUGCUAGAAAUCCUUGUUUUGGCAUAUCUAGUCUGAAUAAAAGGAAAACAACAUGUGCUGCAAUAUAGUCUCUAGAGUAGCAGGUGUUGACUUUAGUAAGAAUACGAGUGUGCACUAGGUGGAGCAGCUUUGUGAGAUAACCCUUCCAUUUCCUUUUCCUUUGGCAUAUACAUCCAGUCCUAGUAGCAGGAUGCAAUCCCCAUGGUUUCUUGGACACACAAACCCCACUUUCUCUUUUUUUAUCCUGUCCACAUCUGAACCACCAUGUCAUUCUGUACUGAGGAGAUAAGCAGAAUAUAGCCAGGAUUCCUCCGUAUAGUAUCUGUUGCUGGACUCAUCUAUUCCAACUCUUUUGUGCUUUAGCCCAGUUUAUGUUUAUUCUAUGAUAGUACUGAUGAGAAAGUACAUUUGUAUCUGUAACUUUGCACAGAAUGCUUAUUCUGUUCCCAGAUAGUCACAAGCCUCUGUGGACUGUCUACUUCUGAGAAUGUAAGUAGGGGAAGGGGAGAGGUUCAAAAUAGAAUGCCAGAAUGCCCUGUGAACAUGGCAUUUUUAUUUCCUUCCCAUUGCAUGCCCCAUGCAGGACUGUACAACCAGACAGCACUGUACAACAGUGGAUUGUACACAGUUUUAUCAAAUAAUGUAUCUAUAUCUAUAUCUCUCUAUAUAAAACUAUAUAGAAAACUCUCUGUAUAUUAGAAUAUAACCAAGAAGUUUUGAGUGACCCUGUAAUAAUUUGAUCUCUUGAGGUAUAUAGGGGAAACUGUUUUUAGUGUACCACAAACAAUCUAACAGAAAAUUUAUUAUCAGAAGUGUUUUAAAGGCAUAAAAUUGUGUUUUAAUGAAAAAAUGACAAUAUUUUUCAAUGUUUGAAUGCUCCUUUUUUUUAUAAAUGAGUUUAUAUGUUUUGGGAUUUUGGGAAGAUUGGGAUGGGAAACAAUUACCCAUGGGAUACAAGCUCUCAUUUCCUUAUCUGGACUUAACUUCUACCCACUGUCUUUUUUUUCCUGACCACUUGCAAAGCCAGUUUCCUGAUUAUGUAUGUUCCAGCUGCACACACAUAACUAUCACAAAAGCACGCCCAUCAGAAAUCUGCAGCAGUCUGAGAGUUGAGUGUUGAUCAUAUAGGAACAGAUUCAUACUGCAGAAAAAAAGUAAAAUAUUCCCAGUAGCUGAGAAAAGUCAUCAUGAAACAGGGUAAUAUUUAACAGGAAUGGAAAUAAAUUUUAUACUCUGUGAGCAAUUAACCAUUUUCUGUUUACACAAGAGACAUAGCUAAUCUUAGUUUUUGUUUCAGAUUUAUUGUGUACAGCUGGAGGAAGUGAUUCUACUGGACAAUAUGUAAUAAAUGUGGAUUCCAUGUGCUAGUUUGUUUCAGGGGAGUUAAAACUAUGGGAAAUAUGUGAAAAGUUGAAAUAAAUAUCAUCAUAAAAAGUGUUAGCAAUAAUCGUGUAUCGAGCUGUUUCAUAGAAAAUAGUCACUUGUAUAUUGAAUGUUUACAAGCUGACCAUAAAGACAUUCAGUAAUUGCCUGUCUUUAGGUGGUUUAGGGUUUCAAUCAAGGUGACCAUGUUGAGUUCUAAAUUCAGCUGGCUAAAAUAAAUCUGCAUUUCACUUGCUGAAGGCCUGUGGGCUUAGGGAAAAUGGAAUUUUUCUGUUCUUAUAUAUUUAUGUAAAUCUAAAAGUUAUCCAUAAUAUCAGUAGUUAGAGAAAUGACAUUCUGUGUCUCUUUUGUGACUUUCAUGAUCUGUAGAAAUUCUCACUGUUGGUCCUAUACACCAAGAGCAGUGAGAUGUGAGAAUCAUGGCGUUUUUAAAGUUCUGCUCACAUGACUUGUAUUAGCUUCUUACAACCAUAAUUCUGUAAAUCAGUUAGACAUUUUGUAGCAAGAAUUUAUUGAUUCUAAGAGAGAGAAUUCUAAUGUAAUAUUUUUAGUUUGGAGGAAACAUUUCCUAAGAGGGGUUAAGUGAUCUUUUUUGUGCUUUAGCCCAGUUUAUGUUUAUUCUAUGAUAGUACUGAUGAGAAAGUACAUUUGUAUCUGUAACUUUGCACAGAAUCUUGGUUAACCAUUAAAUAAGCUUCAAGAUGAGCAGUAUUUGACUGUUUUUCUCUGUAUUAUUCUUGUUGUUAUACUUACUUGUAAAAGCACAUUCUAUAUGUACUGUAAACAAAAAUAUUAUCAGUUUAGUAAAAUUUAGAGUCUUAAGGAUUUUUCCACUUUUGUCAGUAACAAAUAUUUAUGGAUUAAAAAUAAAGCAAUUUCAACUUAAAAA